AUGAAAGUGUUUAGAGGCGAAGGUGUUUUCAUCAAACCCUCUGAGGGUAAAGAUCAUCGUGAGCUUGUUGAACUGAGUAAUUUGGAUUUAGUUGCAUACCCAAUGUAUAACAAGGUGGUCUAUGUUUUUGAAGCUCCCACCCCGAGCUCAGAAGUGUUGAAGGAAGGACUGGCCAAAGUUUUUGCAGAGUUCAGAGAAUGGGCAGGGAGAUACACGAAAGAAACACCAAAUGGGUGCCUUGGAAUCAAUCUGAAUGACGAGGGUGUGCUUGUGAUAGAAGGUGAAGCAGAUGGGACAAUAGCAGAUGCAAUGCCCUUCCAUCCCUCUUCAUUCCUCCUAGAGUUGGUGCCACCCACAUCCACCAUGGUCGAUGAACUCUUACUCAUGCAGUUUACUCGAUUUGCUUGUGGAGGGUUGGUGAUAGGCUUAGCUAGUCAUCAUCAUGUUGCAGAUGGACAAGCAACUACUCUUUUCAUGAACUCAUGGGGAAAAGUUGUUAGAGGAGAGAGAAUUCUACCUCCAGUACAUGAUCGGUCUCUGAAAGCAAGAGAUCCUCCUCAACCAUGUAUUGAUCAUUAUGAAUAUAGUAAUAUAACUCAUGGGCAUUGUUCGAUAGAUUCCAAUUUAACUAUAAAAAAAGUUUCAUUUUGGUGCAUUAUUUUUACAGGAGCUAAGUUAAAGCUUAUUACAAAAGCUCGAGGCCUUGAUGGGGUUAUAAAAACAAAAGCUAGCAUUUUAGUUGAUUGUAGAAAAAGGGUCAAUCCUUCCUUGCCUAAGGAAUACUUUGGUAAUGUUGUUUAUGAUUCAAGUGCUCAUCCAUUGCAUCAGAAAUAA
Molecule: messenger RNA, 834 nt
Organism: Cryptomeria japonica (Japanese cedar)
Lineage: Eukaryota; Viridiplantae; Streptophyta; Pinopsida; Cupressales; Cupressaceae
Product: agmatine hydroxycinnamoyltransferase 1-like
Exons: 3
Coding region: 1-834 (277 amino acids)
Molecular function (GO): acyltransferase activity, transferring groups other than amino-acyl groups
Source: RefSeq, a predicted model, not a curated record